ACCGCACGUGUGACAGCCACCUGACCUCAAGCUGCCAUGCAACAGGUCGCCUUCGUUAUUCUCUUUCAUUUUAGUCUUUCGCAUAGAACGAGAAACAUCGAUACAAUAUUUUUUUGAAGUUGUAUUCAGCGCUUUAUACUUCCAUGACUAAAGUGAUUAAGUUUUCGUUCGAAUCGAAGAAUUGAUUGAAAAACAAUCUUAGAGUGGAAAACUGUCUUCACAGCUCACGUGCCAGCUGUGAUCUUGUCUGCAAACCUUGACGAGGGACUGAAGUUUGUGUCCUUUACACACAAGAGCUCAGAAACAUUCGACACCAUGCACAACUUGGCGUUCGACAAUCGCACGGAGCUUGAAGUCUGCUCUGACAGUACUAGUCCUGAACAGGGAAAUCCUUCAGGAGGUGCUGUCGCUCAAAAGACAUCAGUCAGGACAUUCAUCAGCAGACUGGGGUGUCGUCGCCUGCUCGCUGCAUGUUUAGUCAUCGCUCUCAUCGCUGGGGUCAUCGCUGUCUCUGUUUACUUUGGCAUGAAAAGGAAUGGAGAAGAAAGGAAUGGAGAAGAAAGUAAUGUAAGAGAAAGUCAUAAGGAAGGAACUGUGAGUUGCCUCGCGUCUCCGCCUGCAGGGGCGCUGGACUACAGCAAAGAUGCCAACUUUGGGGCGUAUGUUGUGUUGCACUGGCCAUGGUCAUCAGACAUGAACAACUCCGACAGUCAGGUGUACAAAGAGAGUAUCAUGAAGGCUGAUCACUGGGUGAAAAAGAUCUUUCAGGCCAGCUCGCAGUCUUCUUGCAUCAAGUCUGUAGCGCAACACAUUGUAAGAUUGGGCGGAAACAUAAUACUACUAGUGAACCUGAAUGUCACCUGCCAGUCGAUGACCGAGGGCGACAUACAAAACGCCUACGAAGAAGGCUACUCACGCCUGCUGACAACACAGGACAAAAGCUGUGUCAGCAACAUCAACCCAAAGACUUCCGUCAGGAGAAUCGCAGGACCCUCACCGAUAUCCAGGACCAUCUGUGGUCAGUCACAGCUGUACCCUGCUCCUAGAAUAGUAGGCGGUCAGCAGGUACAUCGUGGACAGUACCCGUGGGUCGUCAUGUUGUUGAGAGAUGGAUACUUCUAUUGCGGAGGCACCAUCUGGGAUUACGAUCACAUUCUAACUGCAGCUCACUGCGUUGAUGGGUUUUUGACGAACAGAUCCACCGGGGAGUUGAACACCUCAGAGCUGGAGGUCAUUGCCGGCAAGAGGGAGUUUGAUGUGGGAGGGUACCUUGGUGAACAGCGUGUGAGGGUUGCUGCCGGGCGCAUCCACGUCAACUAUAGCAAGGAAGGAGCAGUAAACGACAUCGCCAUUCUGAAACUGAGCCAGUCUCUAGAGCCCACCCAGCUAGUGAUGAAAGUAUGUCAUCCAACUGCUGAUGCCACCCUUCCAGAGCAGGGUAUAGUCGCAGGCUGGGGGAAGACAAAGCAGAAUUCCCAGUCCUAUUCGGACUUACAGCUGGAUGUACAGUUGACUCUGCUUGACCACAACACUUGUGCAAAGGUUCUCAGUUUUAGUCUAAACCGUCCUGACAACCUACCCAUUGGAACAAUGUGUGCCAUAGGUAAUCAACUAAAAGACAAAGAUUCUUGUCAGGGCGACUCUGGGGGUCCACUUUUCUGGAACCUGGGAACAGCUGCACAUGAGAGACACACCAUCAUCGGCGUCGUCAGCAAUGGCAUCGGGUGUGCAAACCUCGGACUUCCGGGAGUUUAUGCUUCGGUUCAGUUCUACCUUAAGUGGAUUGAAGACACUAUAAAGGCUAUUUGAGACAAUAGUUUUUGUUGUAUAUACAAACACUCCAUCCUGCGUGCGUGCAUGCACAGAAGAGAAAGAAAUCGACAGACAUGGAGACUGCAGUCCUUCACGGACACAGAAAAAAACAGUAAACUAAACACUGACACGGUCAGAGAUUAUAACAAUAAUCAUGCUUGAGUGAAUGUUUGUAGUGUAUUAUAAUAGUAAUCAUGAUAGUAGUGUGGUAUUGCUGUUGGUGGUAGUAGUAGCAGCAGUAUAUAAUGAUGUAUGCAUCGCAUUUCUCCACUAGAGAGAAAAUUCAAUGUGCCUUACACAAAUGACAACAAACGACAUUGUAAUACAGAGUCAAAGCACAUACAGAUAUCCAAUGAGCCAGGGAAGCAGUGUAAAUCCACCGAUAUGACGACUACGACGACGACGGACGAUGACGGAUGAUGGAUGAUAUUUGUACGCACUCAACUAAUCGUUAGUAGCGAGUAAAAGGCAAAAAGACAGGUUGUAUUCCAGUUGCAAAGUGGCUUUGGUGAGUGCAACACUGCAAGUGUACUUUCAUUUAUGUAUUCUUAUUCUCUAUAUUCUUUUGUUAUGCUUUCCUUUUACCCAGUAGUGUACAAGUUUUAAAGUCUGUCUUUUAUCGUCCACACCUCUAAAAAAUAAAGUAUAUUUUUCAAAUCUC
Molecule: messenger RNA, 2473 nt
Organism: Pomacea canaliculata
Lineage: Eukaryota; Metazoa; Mollusca; Gastropoda; Architaenioglossa; Ampullariidae
Product: phenoloxidase-activating factor 3-like
Exons: 12
Coding region: 316-1809 (497 amino acids)
Biological process (GO): proteolysis
Molecular function (GO): serine-type endopeptidase activity
Source: RefSeq, a predicted model, not a curated record